ACGUUUUCGCACAGUGUAUUAAAUAGUUCGUCGAGACGGGCUCCCAAGUUUAGUGAUCUUUCAUUUUUCGGGUGAAUUUUGUUUAAAAAAAAAAUUGAUAAUAAGUGUCCACACGGUACGGUUGCAGUUUUCGUCACUCUCAUCUUCACUCUGGCUGCCGUCAAUUUCGCGGAACCAAUGCAAAACUUCUUAGAGUUGAAUCCAUACACACCUAAUGGGCGUAUCGUAGGAGGUGAACCAACAACCAUUGAAGCUGUUCCGCACCAGGUUUCCCUUCAAGCUUAUGGAUUCAGUUACUGUGGCGGCAGCAUUGUUUCUGAAACUUGGGUUUUGACCGCAGGUCAUUGCACAGUGAGUUAUCCAGCUAAGUGGAUAAGCGUUCGAGCUGGAACCACCCACUUCAGUUCAGGAGGAACUGUUCAUCCAGUUGCGAAAGUUGUCAGACACGAAAAUUACAGGACCAACUUGUAUGGUAUUCCCGAAAAUGACGUGGCAUUGUUGCAGCUGCAAAUACCCUUUGAGCUGGGAACAUCACGCCAACCAAUUGCUCUCUUUGAGCAGGAUGAAGAGGCUGUCGAAGGUUCAUUGGCAACAAUCACUGGAUGGGGCGCAAUUAGAGAAGGAGGUAGCACUUCCAAUGUUCUCCAGACUGUGGAUGUUCCCAUAGUUUCUAAAGCUGUAUGCAAUGAAGCCUAUGAAUCUUAUGGAGGAGUUCCUGCAGGACAGAUUUGUGCUGCUUACCCUGAGGGAGGAAAGGAUGCUUGCCAAGGCGAUUCGGGUGGCCCCUUAACCAUUGCUGGAAAAUUAGCUGGAAUCGUUUCCUGGGGUAAUGGAUGUGCGCGCGAGGGAUACCCUGGAGCCUAUACUGAGGUGGCAGCCUAUCGCAAAUGGAUCAUAGAGAAUGCUGAUCUUUAA
Molecule: messenger RNA, 915 nt
Organism: Belonocnema kinseyi
Lineage: Eukaryota; Metazoa; Arthropoda; Insecta; Hymenoptera; Cynipidae
Product: trypsin-1-like
Exons: 2
Coding region: 178-915 (245 amino acids)
Biological process (GO): proteolysis
Molecular function (GO): serine-type endopeptidase activity
Source: RefSeq, a predicted model, not a curated record